GAACAAUGUUUUCUGAUCCAGACUGUAAAAUAAACUCAUCGACUGUAUAUGAGAACUGGACUGACUGACUUCUCGUUUCAAACAGGAAGUACUCGCUGGCUCAUAUUAGCCAAAAUUCUAUAGACUCCUAUAGAAAUUGAACAGCUAUUACUUAGAUAUUUUAUCUGUCAGAAUAACUAUUCUUGCUCUGAUAUAUUUAAAAAAAAUGUUUUUGAUAAUGCUAUAUGAUUUCAUGCUAAUGUUUCUUUAGUGCAAGUUAUAAACUGACCAAUCAGAUGUCCUAUUAAAAAUAGGUGGUCUCACAUUGAUUGACAGAUUCUUUUUGAAUUCUAACAAGCUCAGUCUUGAUUGUCGACAGCAGUUGCCACAGAAACAUGGACUCAGACCGACUCGGACCAAUGACUGUUUACUGACGUUGUCUGGCUCCAACAUGGCGGUGUAAAAAAAAAAAAAAAAGGCUACUGAAGUGACUUCAUCUGGUUGGAGCCAGAAGUAGACUACUUUCUAUGGAUCUGGACACACUCAUGGGGUUAACUUUUAAAAGUGGGGUAACAGGAGACUGCUCUCUUCUGCCUCCAGUGGUCAUUUGAAGAACUGCACUCUAUUUUGACAUCGUUUGUUGAUUUAGGGACCAAAUAAUGGACCAAUUUUUAGACACCAGUGUUAGGAACAGAAGGUGAAGGGUUAAAACUAGAGGAAAAGCUGUUAGAUUGACUCCUGUUGAAGUGAUUCAAAAACAAAGAACACUAACCUAACACGGAUGUUAGUCUUGCUCAGCGCUCUUCACUUGUACUUUCCUGAUGGGGUCUUUCACCACAGAAUUUGACUCCCAGAGUUCUUACCUUUCAAAAUAAAAGGAAAGUUGGAAACAAACUCCAAAAAAAAAAAAAAAAACAGCAGCACUUUCCCGUCCCGUCUCUUCCACCUGAUCUGUUACUAAAUGUGCUGAGUCAGCCGUUCAAAUGUCCAGUUUCAUUCAUCUGACAGAUUUUUUUUAGAUGUUUCCAACUACACUCAAAUAUUUUUCAUUAUCAGCCAUCAAAAGUCACACAUAUUUGCAUCUCUUUCUGUCCCCUUUUCAUUGUUUUUCUUCAUGUUUGAGUUGUUGCAACUAAAAGUUUUAUUGAAUGAAAACUAAAAUAAAAAAAAAAUAAAAAACAAGAAUUUAUCUGUACUUUUUAAGCUUCAUUAACAUCUAUAGCUGCAUGUUCCUGGUCAGUGACAGCAGAACAUCGUGGGACUGUAUAUCUUGUUUUUGGUUGUGAUAUCAGAGUGGGCGGAGUGGAGUUAAAAGGAGAUCCACGCUUUCCAGUCAUCCUCCUUGCAGUUGGCAGACGCUCAGCAUACAGUGAGUUCUGACCUUUUUUUCUUUUUGCCUAAAUAUAUUUUACUUAUAAUCUCUUGUAAAAUUGGAUUAAGUUUGUUCUAUAAGGAAGAAAUGUUUUUCUCUUAGUUUACCUUCACAUUAAGGUCAAAGUGCACUGCAGGAUGUGGCUCUUGGCGCUGGUCCCCCUCUGCCUGGCUGUCUUUGGAUCCCUCGGCAUUUGGACUGUGUUUGCAGUUUCUGUGAUGAACAACUCAGUGAACCUCACUCACGGUUUCCCGUACAUCAGUGACUGUGCCAGGGUACCUCCCCAAAAAUGUCUGUUCUCCCAGAUCUGUAACCUCAUCGUUCUGUCAGCUCUUUGGAUCGGCAUGGUCCAGUUCCAGCAGGUCAAACAGCUUGGGAACCAUGGAAGAGUCAACACUGCCAGUGCCAUUUUGGGGUUUCUCUUCUGUGGAGGACUUUCCAUCAGCACCAGCUUCCAUGAACCAGAGACGGAAGAAAUCCAUGCGGGGGGGUCCAUUGUGGCCUUCUUGCUCGCCAUGAUCUACUUCUGGUUGCAGGUUUAUCUGACAUAUGAGGGCAGGUCGUUUCCAGAGCGGGUCUGGAUGUGGCCUUUACGGGCUUUGAUCUGCACCAUUGGCUCACUCAUCGGCCUUGCCAUUAUUGGCUUCUUCGUGAUCGACUAUAUCUCCGGAUUGACUGUGUGUGAAUUUGCUUUAGCAAUGGUGAUCUUCAUCCUCUUCGGUCUUUUUGCUGUCGAGUUCAGACAUAUUGAAUGUCACGUUCUCAUUGUGCAAAAAACGCUGUUAAAGGAUGAGAAGAACCUGGAGUCAGUGAAAGCCAACUUCACUGUUGUUGAAGCAAUCAGCUGAACUUAUUACAGAGUUUUAUGAGAAAUAAAAGACACAUUAAAAGGAAGUUGGUUUGAAGUGUUUAUUGCUUAGUAAACAUUAACACUA
Messenger RNA from Oryzias melastigma (Indian medaka), 2286 nucleotides. Its product is annotated as modulator of macroautophagy TMEM150B. The record is from RefSeq and is a predicted model, not a curated record. The transcript is spliced from 6 exons. The coding region runs from base 1489 to 2199 and encodes 236 amino acids. NCBI's taxonomy places the organism in Eukaryota, Metazoa, Chordata, Actinopteri, Beloniformes, Adrianichthyidae.